AUGGAUAAGACUUGCCGUGUGUGCGCCGAUAGGGCGCCUAAUCUUAUACGCAUCUUUGACAGCAAAGACAAUAAGCCAAGUUUUGCGGAGAUGCUUAACGAUUGCAUGAAUUGUCUCAUAGAAAGAGAUGAUGCUCUGCCAAAAAUGAUUUGCCCGACAUGCGUGCAAGCUACGGAGAAUGCUUUUCAGCUUAAGCGCACCAUCGAGGAGAGCCAUAAGUAUUUUAUGUUAAUUUUGGGUCACAAUGACGAAGCAGAAGACGGGAUCGUUUCAAUUUGUGAAUCACUAGAUUCAAACGACUGGAUACUGGACGAAGUUGAACUAGACCUUAGCAGUGUGAAGCGUGAGCGCGGUGUACAGGAGAUGGAUGCGCAGUUCCAAACGAAAAUUACUGGCAUUUACAAAUACGAGGAGCGCAUUAAAAAGGAGCCCAAAAGCAAACUACAAGAAUUAUUUUCUGACGAUUUUCCGGCGAAUGAGAAGCGUCAUCUGUGUGAGAUUUGUGGCAAGAGUUUCUCAGAUGCAACGCUGCUCGAAGAGCACUCCAUGUACCACGGCGAAGACGAUCGUCCUUACAAGUGUAGUUAUUGCCCCAAGACUUUCCAUCGCCGCUCGCAUCUUCAAGUACAUGUGCGUACACACAAAGGGGAGCGACCCUUUCAAUGCUCGCUCUGUCCCAAAGUGUUUACAUAUAACCACCAUCUGAAGGAUCACUUGCUAACUCAUACAGGCGAACGUUCCCACAUCUGUACACAGUGUCCCAAGUCCUUUUUCAAGCGCUCCAACCUACAGUCGCAUAUGCGCGUCCAUUCGGGCGAACGUCCGUUCGUGUGUCCAGAUUGCUCAAAAACGUUCAACCACGCUUCAAAUCUGGAGAAACAUACACGCAUACAUUCCGACAAGCGACCAUACCCGUGUCCUCACUGCACCAAAUCCUUUACACGCCGACAGCACCUCGAGGAUCACGUUCUUGUGCAUACAGGGGAACGACCUUACAAGUGUCUAAGCUGCUCGAAGGAGUUCAAGAGCAAUCCUGGCUUUCGCAAACACGUCUGCAAUCCGCAGCAUAAAACUAAAAACUAAUCACGCCAUAUCCUACAAAUCUUAAAAAUAACUUAAAAACAUACUUAUGCAU
This is a messenger RNA of Drosophila busckii, 1135 nucleotides long. RefSeq names its product zinc finger protein 436. The record is from RefSeq and is a predicted model, not a curated record. Bases 1 to 1083 code for a protein of 360 amino acids. Gene Ontology annotation, biological process: regulation of transcription by RNA polymerase II. Gene Ontology annotation, cellular component: nucleus. Lineage: Eukaryota; Metazoa; Arthropoda; Insecta; Diptera; Drosophilidae. Gene Ontology annotation, molecular function: zinc ion binding; DNA-binding transcription factor activity, RNA polymerase II-specific; RNA polymerase II transcription regulatory region sequence-specific DNA binding. The transcript has a single exon.